GUCUGCUUCCCGCUGCGUCUCACGCCACUGAGGAAUUGCUUUUUGCUAAGAAGCUGCCACUAGAACGCUACGAACGGGGCUCCUGGCAUCGCUACUAGGAGCGAUCGGACGCUACGAACGGGGCUCCUGGCCGUACUACUAGGAGCAAGUAGCUACCAGGAGCUUUUUCGCGACCAGGAGCCGCUGCUCUUUAGCUGCUUCAGUUGAACGCUUUCUGGCACUCGUGAAACAAGUCACUGUACCGGAGCGAUUUUUCCAGCCAGGUCCAUACCUAGUGCCCAAAAUUUUGAGUAGAAAGGCUGUGCCGGAGCCAUGGUCCAGAUGUGGGAGAUUGUGGGAGGAGCAGACAAAGGUGGCAUCAUUGUGAGGGAUGGAGAGAAUACCAAGUCCAAUCAGCUGGACGAUCGACUCUCGACGGGGGCAUUGGUGGAAGAGGUUGAAUUGAAGGGCGACCGCUUGAACUAUAAACUUGUCACCGGCACUGGGCCACAAACCGGCUGGGUCAGCAUCAAGCUCAAGGACAAGGACUUGGCUGUGAAGACAGACAAAGGUCCGAGCCCGCCACCCACGGCUGUGGGUCCCAAGAACGAGGCUCCCCUCCCGAUUGCACUGUUCUUCCCCGGUCAGGGGUCACAGUAUGUGAAGAUGCUUGAAAAGGCAAAGGAUCUUCCGGCUGUCAAAGACAUGCUGGAGAAGUCCAAGACAGUGUUGGGCUACGACAUCCUGGAUAUUUGCCUGAAUGGACCGGAAGACAAGCUUGAGGAGACGCGAUAUUGUCAGCCUGCAUUGUUUAUUGGUGGUUUGGCGGGCUUGGAAAAGCUUCGAGAAGAACGAGCAGAAGCCGUCGACAGGGCAUCUGUUAUGGCCGGCUUGUCAUUAGGCGAAUAUACCGCGCUUUGUGCGGCCGGGGUAAUGAGCUUCGAGGAUGGGCUCAAGUUGGUGAAGCUUCGAGGUGAAGCGAUGCAGGAAGCAGCCACGUCUGGGAGCAAGAAACAACUCAUGCUCUCUGUCGCGGGGCUGGAACGAGCAAAACUGGAACCUCUUUGCAAAGAAGCCGCAGCCAAGGAGGCCGGAGGUGUUUGCUCCGUUGCAAACUGCCUAUUUCCCUCUGGCUUCUCAGUUGGAGGGACAGAGCAGGCGAUCAACACACUGAAAGAUUUGGCGGAGAAGAAUGGAGCUCUUCAGGCCAAGAUCCUGAAGACAGCUGGUGCCUUUCACACAUCUUUGAUGCAACCGCCGGCAGGACCGGCUCUCAGCGGCCUUGGAAGAAACCUUGCCCAACAUGAAGCCGCCACUGCACACGGUUUGGAUGAAUGCCUCGGCACAACCCAUUCGACCUGGCAGCGACCCGGCCGAGAUCGUUGCACUCUUGAAAAGGCAGUUGACUAACCCGGUCCUUUGGGAAGAUUCUAUGAAGGCAAUUAUCAGGGAAGGUGUCAAAGAGUUCUAUGAAUGUGGGCCCAUGAAGCAGAUCAAGGCAAUGAUGAAACGUAUUGAUGCAGCCGCAUGGAAGACAACCACAAACAUUGAGGUGUAGAUGUGGAUGUCACGGGUCUGCGGUUUGCGAUGUGAAGAUGCUUUAGACCAAUUCGGUAGAUAAGAGCUCUUGAAAAGCAGCUUGGGAGAAUGGACCAAGUCUUUCCUUUUGGAAGCAUCAGAUUCCGAAGCUGAGUCUGACCGCAGUUGCCACGGCAUGGCCUUGCGCACUGAUAGCGCAAUUUGUGUGCCAUUACGGCAGUCAAAUCCAUUUUUUUGCCAUAAGUGAGUCAUGUCAGAGACGCGUGAUGCUGUACAAGUAGCGCGCAGACGUUGUAGAGAAGAAA
This is a messenger RNA of Durusdinium trenchii, 1823 nucleotides long. The record is from the annotation of a GenBank genome assembly. NCBI's taxonomy places the organism in Eukaryota, Dinophyceae, Suessiales, Symbiodiniaceae.